Messenger RNA from Penicillium concentricum, 1047 nucleotides. Its product is annotated as heme peroxidase. The coding region runs from base 1 to 1047 and encodes 348 amino acids. The record is from RefSeq and is a predicted model, not a curated record. The transcript has 5 exons. Gene Ontology annotation, molecular function: peroxidase activity; heme binding. Gene Ontology annotation, biological process: hydrogen peroxide catabolic process; cellular response to oxidative stress; response to reactive oxygen species. NCBI's taxonomy places the organism in Eukaryota, Fungi, Ascomycota, Eurotiomycetes, Eurotiales, Aspergillaceae.
AUGAAGUAUACAACGAUGUUCUUCUUCUUAUCCCUCGGGAUUGCCUCAGGAUUUCCUGGGAUGGACACACUACUGAACGAUAUAAGACGCCGGCAAUCGACAACUGGAACAAGUGAGAUGAUUGGAGAUUUGACAGAUGGGGCCACAACCGCAGUUGGAAGACAAGUUCGAGAAUGUAUCACUGGUGUUGGAUCAUGCGAGAACCAAGAGGAAAAGAGCUAUGAUAGACCUGAUGAUCUGGGAGCCGCCCUCUGUCAGGCUGAUUCAUGUUGCGUCUGGGACUUUUUGCAACAAGAAUUGGUCGAGUUGUUUCGUAACAACGAUGGAACGUGCAAUAACCUUGCUCGAGCCUCUGUGAGACUCGGGUUUCAUGAUGCUGGGGCAUGGUCCAAAAGCAGCGGUACUGGUGGCGCAGAUGGCAGCUUGGUACUAAGUUCGGAUGAAAUCAAUCGACCAGAGAACAAUGGCCUCCAAGAGAUUCGAACUAAGGCAUUGCAGUUAUUGAACAAAUUUUCAAAACACGGUGUCAAUGCUGCUGACUUGGUGCAGUUCAUGCACAAUGUUGCCACUGUAACCUGCCCUCUGGGUCCUAGGUUGCUGACUUUGGUAGGACGUCAUGAUCGCCGAGAAGCGAACCCUAUGGGUCUUAUACCAAGCAACAACGCAUCGGAUGCAACAUUUCUCAUUGAUCUCUUUCAAAAUAAGACUUUUACAGCACGAGAUCUUGCCGCCUUACUUGGAGCGCACACCGUUGCUCGACAAUUAUAUGUCGAUCCUUCUAGAGCAGGCCAAACAUUCGAUUCUACGCCAGGAGUUUGGGAUAUGAAUUUCUACCGCGAAAUGGUAUUGCCUGAACCCCCUUCAGGCGUUUACCGGCUAGCAAAUGAUGAAGCACUUGCUCUGGCCGAUGGCACCUCCUCUCGUUUUACCGCAUUUACGGAUGUCACCUUCGGCCAGACGGUCUGGAACUCCGAGUAUUCAGCGGCAUAUAUCCUCAUCGCCAUCAUUUCCUUCAUCCACCGCCAGAUUGUCGUCGAUCGAAUCUAG